This is a messenger RNA of Anneissia japonica, 10964 nucleotides long. Its product is annotated as neurobeachin-like protein 1. Gene Ontology annotation, molecular function: protein kinase binding. Gene Ontology annotation, biological process: intracellular protein localization. Bases 151 to 8094 code for a protein of 2647 amino acids. The transcript is spliced from 51 exons. Gene Ontology annotation, cellular component: cytosol; membrane. The record is from RefSeq and is a predicted model, not a curated record. Lineage: Eukaryota; Metazoa; Echinodermata; Crinoidea; Comatulida; Comatulidae.
AAUGACUGCUAUUUCCGUAUCGCGAGAGAGAGAGCAGGAAGACGUACCUAGAGCUGUUUGUUUAUUUUCGUUUCUGCCUAGCAUAGCCUAGGCCUAGAUGUUCAAUCCACAUUACCAAUUUUUUGAUGUAAUUUUUAUCGAACUGUAAUCAUGAGUUUGAAAAAUGACGAGCAGUUCUAUCAGCUCUGGCUGUUAUUCAAACAGAAGCAUGAUGUAGAAUACUUAAAGGGGUACCUGAAACAUCUAGUAAAUCACUUUGAGAAUUCUAUUGACCUGCAGUUCAAACACAUUCAGGAAGGAUGCCAACUAGAUAGUAUUUCUAUGACAGCAUUACCAAGUAACUUUCUUCAAGUAAUAAGGGAAAAACUGGAACAGAGCCAAAUAUUGCUAGCAGAGGACUUUCAGCCAGAUGCAGUACAGUUUGUUCUAGAUAUGGUCAAAGUUUUAAUUAUAUUAUGCAGAAAUCAUGAAAAUAUAGCUCUCAUUGCCUCUUGUGAAUUUUUGCGCCAGAUUAUUCCGAUAGCAUCUACUGUUCUGAAAAAGAUUCAGGAUGUUGAUUGUGAUUCAUCUAAAGAAAGCUAUUUGGAUUUUAUUAAUCAUACUCUCCAUCUUGGUGAAUGCAUGUACGAUCCCUUUCACACGUGGAGGAAGGCUCUUGUAGGACACAAAAUGGAUCCAAGACAACUGCAUAACCAACCUGGAUUCCUGUCUGUAGAAUUUGUACCAUUUUUCUAUGAUUGCUUUCAGGGAGAAAUCAAUCAACUUCCAGAGGAAAUUGAAGCUCAUCUCUUUCAUUUAUUUGGGGCAAUACUUUCGGGUAGCACAGAAAAUGCUCUUAAGGUGGUAUCACCUGCAACCGUAGACCUUAUCUUUCAUCUAUUGUUACCUGAGAAAUGCUUGCCAGGUGGUAACAACCUGGUCCUAGGGGAGGAGCCAUCUCUCUGCGACCUGGUCUUAAAGUGCAUUGUCUUAAUGGUCCAGGUAAUUCAUACCUGUUCACCUGAGGAGAGGCAAGUAGAUAUAAUGGAGAUUCUUGGCGACCUGAUGAAGGCACUUCAUAAUAGCAAAGACAAGCCUGACUUACAAUUGAAAAUACUUCGAACCAUUCCACUUAUUAUGCUUGGCAGAGAUAAGACAGACCUGCAAGAUUCAUUCAUUAAGCUAGAUAUUUUUAAUGAGCUGUUGACAGUUCUUAACAAUGCAGCAGAAAAGAACAGUAAUAAAUUGACAGUUGCGUAUCUAACUGUCCGCACAUUGGCAUCUCUUUUUAUGCAAUCGACUGGUGCCAAAGACACUUUUAAAGAGACGGUUGGUUACGAACAACUAGGAGCUGUUCUCCAACGGUUAGGACAACCAUCUAAAGAGCUACUUAAUUCUUUGUUUAAUAUGCUUGUGGAUGAUGAUUUUGUUGUCGAGAAGGAUCAGAUUAUCCGAAACACCGGGCCUAUAUCCAUAAUGAUCAGGUGGUUGCCAGAAUUCAAGUCACAUGACAUACAGCUUGAGGUGUGUCGCAAUUUAUCCAAAUGCUGCACUUGGUGCAAUCACAACCGCUUACAGUGUUGUUCAAAUCAUAUUAUUGGAUCUAUAUUAGAUGCCUUAGAGAAACGUAAACACCUUGAUCCAAAAGCAGAAGACAAGUUAAUUCAACUGCUACAAUCUCUUGGGUCAUGUAGCAUCACGUCUUCCGAAUUGAAACGAUUAAUUGCUUUGAUUCGGGGAGAAGAUGACAAGCAACUCUCGCCAAAAUGCAUGCGCUUGAUGCACAGUAUGUCGGUGAUGGCGAGGAAGGGAGGCAAGCUAGGGGCUCAUCACUACUUUGACUUUGAAGAUGGGCAUGCAGGUAUAACAGUAUCUGCAAUCCACAAAUGGCCAGGACAUGCAUUCUCAUUCCACACUUGGCUGUGUCUAGACCAAAGCCUAUCAGCAGAUGAACCAAAAAUGGUGCAAAUAUAUCGUAGACAGUUAUACAGUUUUUAUACGUCAAGUGGAAUGGGAUUUGAAGCAUUUUUUAAUGUGGAUGGCAUUCUGACCGUUGCUAUAUGUACUCGCAGGGAAUAUUACGCGAAGGAUAUUGUUGAGUGCACCCUUACUGACAACCAAUGGCAUUCUCUUGACAUUGUCCACGCUGCAUCCAGAAGACCAUUUGUUCAAAGUCAGCUGUCCGUUUACAUCGAUGGUUUGUUGAGACACACAUCACAACUAAAAUUUCCCGCCCUUAAUGAGCCCUUUACAAAGUGUACUAUUGGUCCUAACACCUAUCAACCUUCCACCACUGUCCAGACAGUUGAAGGAAAGCCAUCAAAUUCGCUUAAACAAAUAGGGAAAAAAAUUACAAAUCGUUUACCUCGACGCGAAUCAAAUCCAAUAGACCCAUCAACAAUGACAAUUCCAGUGGGAGCGCAAGAAGAUAUAAUGGGUGAAUCCGUCAGCUUACAUGGACUCAUGGGCAGUGUCUGUAUCUUUCAUGAUGCCCUUCAUCCAAAGGAGAUUAAAAAGUUGUAUGCAGAUGGUCCAAAUAAUGUGACAUUGUUUCAACGCGAGGACAAUGAUUUGUCAGAAUUGCCGGGCAAGAUGCUGCUGUACUAUGAUGCAAAAGCUUGCAGAAAUGGAAUCUGUUCAGACUUGGCACCAAACCAUCUGUAUCAAGGCCGGUUGAAUGGUCACUGCUGCGCCACUUGGGAUCUGAAGGAAGUGAUCAACUGUAUCGGUGGCAUUGAAGUCUUGUUCCCGAUUUUGGAGCUGACAACAUCAGAAGACAACAGUUUACUUGAACCAAUGACACCUCUUACUCCUGAAAGACUGAUAAGUGCUGAUGGUUGGGAGGUAAUUCCAUCCAGUAGUGAAUCAGAUGCUGCUUUGGAACAGAAUCAGGUGGCUUGCUUUUUAACUCUUAUCAAGAACAUUUGCUUCAGUCAUCCCAUUAACCAAGAACUGCUCCACAAAUGUCAGGGCAUCCCAACAAUAGGGAUGCUUCUACAAAAGCUGGAUGCACAUCUUAUUGAUGUACAUGUGCUUAUGGCUGUACAGACAUUCCUGGAGUCUGUUGUUGGUAACACAGUUUUGACCAAAAAUACCUACCAGUAUCUUCUGUUUGACUUCAGAAUAUGGAGUAAAAGUGACUUCACAGUCAGGAUUGCUCAUAUCCAGUACUUGGCCACAGUGAUUAAAGAUCAUCAGAAAUACUUCCAUCAAAAAUUUGGUGUCACUUUCAUAUUAGAUGUCAUCAGAACGUACUACAGUGACUUUGGUCCAGAAGAAAUUUCGAGAGAAGAUUCAAAGACUAUACGAGCUGCCCUCUUCGGUGUGAUAAGGUAUUAUUUGUCAAAAAGCAUUUCUAAAGAUGAAGUGAAGUCAAUUUUAGCUUUUACUGCUACAGCUCCCUCUGAAAAACUGAAAAAAGAAGCGAUUGAUAUGCUGUGUACAUUGCUUGAUAGUUCAGCUGGAGACCAGCUGAUGUUGUUGUUGUUUGAGGAAGGUAUUGGGGAGAUCUUGUAUGCACUACUUAUUGACAAGAACCAUUCAGACUCACUCAGGGUUAAAACUUUUAAGAUAUUGGCUAACUUAUUGAAGACUUCAAAAGUAUACGAGAAGACCAAAACGAGAAUACGACUGAAUGAUGUUGGAUACUCAGGGAUGAUAAUGUUGAUGGAGUCACUUCCAAUGUCAAUGCCUAUUACCAAGAACCUUGUGGAACAAGUUACAGAUGAGAAGCUUACAUGUGCUUCACCAAACUUCAAUGGCCUACUUGCUGUUCUGCUUUUGGUGCAGAGAGGGGAUGUCCUGAUGAAAUUAGAGGCCACCACACAACUCCUUCACAUGCUGUAUACAAACAAGUCAUGUCACUCAGAGAUUGCUACAGAAACAGGUUGGCAAGAUACCAUCACAAAACUGUUCAUUAAAUCUGGUCAAGUUGAGAUUAAUUGUGAAGACAGUGAUGAUGUUGAUCUACUAGAUUUCACCAGCAAUGUUGAGGAAACAACGUCAGACACUAGGUCCCGCAUUUCCAUCGCCAGUGACAGUAUAAGUCUGGAGAAGGCCUCAAUCCAGAGUCGUGAACCGCUGGACUUAGGGUUAAACAGUAACAUUUCUAGUGCUCAUACCUCUGUUCGUGAGCUCUCAGAAAUAUCUUCAACUUCAAGUGAUAACAUUUUCAGCCAGAUUGGAAACCGGUUGGCACUGCCUAAAACUGAACCUGACCAGUUUGGUUCAGAAUAUGUUGAAGUUGGUUCACGUAGUUGCAGCAUCCAGAGUGACGAUGCGCUGCUUGACACAAGAUUAGUUGGCAGGAGGUUGAUUAGACCAGAAUUAACUUUAUCAUUAAUGAGUGAGGAAGAAGAUGAAGAAGAUGAUUCUGAAGAUGAUUCGGAGGUGGAUAAAACAGCUGAGGUUUUAGCAGAUACUAUAACAGAAAUUUUAUUCCAUGUUCUGUGGCAUGGACUUCAAGGCUCCCCAGAGGAGGUUUGGUGUCAACGUGGCCAGGUGUUUGUAUGUAUAAACCAAUUGAUGGACAAGUUUGGACUAAUUCGUCCUGGUAUAGUAAUUAAGCGAAAUCUUAUAGAGAAAAUGUUAGAGGGUGCUAUUAAUAACGCCAAGACUGGAAGCAGAGACAGUGCAAUUGAUUUGGAGAAUGAGAUACGACUUCUGAAACUUGUGCAAGAUUUUUUGUUUGGUGAUGAUGGACAAAACCCAAAUGCAUGGAGUGAAAAGCUGAUUGAAGGUACCAUAGACCUUGUGGACAGCCUUGGUAUCUGGGAAAGGAACGUGGAAGUUGAUGGCUGGACGGAGGUGUCACAGAUCAGUCUCCGCAUCCUUAUGAGCUUCGUGGAUAAAGAUGACAUGGAUAUGUGUGCCAUAGCAGCAGCCAAGCUGCACCAUCUGCUGCAGACUCGUCCAAUACCAUCGACGUUUGAAGUCUGCUUCAUCCUCGGCUCAAUGCACUCUGCUCUCAUGAACUCACUAAAAGCGACUGAAAUCAAGACUUAUGCAUACAUCGUGCCACUCAUCCGAGCCAUGAUUGAGAUUUACUAUCAGCAGCUGAAAAUGUCCUCCUUUCUACCAAACUUACCAACUACUGACACAAGUGCAUCAUACUUUGAAGACUUCCAACAGUAUUGUUUAUCAGAAGAAUGGAAAUUAUACAUAGAGAAACAGGUGACACCAUACAUGGAAGAAUAUUGUACACUUAACUUCAGCUCAGCCACUGCAUACAUGUCCAAAUUUUGGAAGAAGUGUUUUGAUGAGUUGAACAUGUCUAUUCACAAACGAGACCGUGCAAAGGGUGAAAGUAAACUCCUGUUCCAGAAACAUAUUUUACAACCAUUUGAAGAAUUACGAAGGAAGGACUUUAGUCGGUAUACAAGUUUCUUAAACAAGCAACGAAACCAGCAGAUGUCAGUUUUGAAGCAGUGGCGAGCAAGUAAGAGGUUCCUUGUUGGAGAGCGCGGUACUUGGGCUGAAAGGAACCCAGAGGAACUACACUGGAAAUUGUCAAGCCAAGAAAAUUACUCACGAAUAAGAAAUAAACUAACUCAGAAUUAUGCAUUUGAUCAACAUAAGGAAGCCAGCCAAAUGAGAGAUGAAGGCCCACUUCCGGAGCAAGAUGAUACCUUCAAAUUAGCCGCUCUGAAGAAUGCCAUUGUGACAGAUAUUGAUCUACAAGAUGAUCACUUGGGCGAUGAGGAAUGGAUUGGUAUCAAUCCAGAAAAUGCUGAAGAGCAGGGACCAAGUGCUAAGGAGAAGGUAGUAGUAAAGUCUGUAGACUGUUCACUAAUCACUUUAAUGGAAGUAGUCAAUGGUAAGCUAGAAGUGAACACAAACCAUGUCAUCUUCUAUGAUACUUCGCCUGAUAAGGUUGAAGGAGGUGGCCAAGAUUUUAAAUGGGCAAUAUCUCAGCUUCGAGAAAUACACUUAAGGCGUUUUAACCUGAGAAGGAGUGCUAUUGAAAUUUUCUUCAUUGACCAAACUAAUUAUUUCAUUAAUUUCAAAGAUAAGAAGGUAAGAAACAAUGUGUACAGUUGUAUACUUGGUCUGCGUCCUCCAAAUAUUAGCUACUAUGGUGUGAAAUCUCCAAGCGAUCUGCUGAAAGCGUCAAACCUGACUCAGAAAUGGCAACUACGAGAGAUUUCCAACUUUGAUUACCUGAUGCAGCUUAAUACCAUUGCAGGACGGACUUACAAUGACCUCAGCCAAUACCAUGUCUUUCCUUGGGUACUUGCUGAUUAUACCAGUGAAACAUUAGAUCUUUCUAAUCCAAAAGUCUUUCGUGAUCUGUCUAAGCCCAUCGGCGUGGUCAAUCCAAAGAAUAUCCCCGACGUUGAGGAUAAGUAUGAACAUUUUGAGGAUCCCAGUGGAACAAUUGCCAAGUUUCAUUACGGAACUCACUACUCCAAUCCAGCUGGUGUUAUGCACUAUAUGGUGCGCAUGGAACCAUUCACAACUCUUCACAUUCAAUUGCAAAGUGACAAGUUUGAUUGGGCAGAUCGGCAGUUCCAUUCCAUUCCUUCACUCUGGCGGAUAUUGAUGGAUAAUCCUAAUGAUGUCAAGGAACUCAUACCAGAAUUCUUUUACCUACCAGAGUUCUUGGAGAACAGUAAUAAGUUUGACUUGGGUCGCCUUCAGACUGGAGAAGAGGUGAACGAUGUCAUUCUACCUAAGUGGGCUGAUUCAGCUGUGGACUUCAUCUACAAACACAGAGAGGCUCUUGAGAGUGAGUAUGUUUCGGCACACUUACAUGAAUGGAUUGAUCUCAUCUUUGGUUAUAAGCAGAGAGGACCAGCGGCUGUUGAAGCCCUCAACGUCUUCUACUAUUGUUCAUAUGAAGGCGCCGUGGACCUGGAUGCCAUAGACAAUCAAUUUGACCGGCUAGCAUUAGAAGGUAUGAUCAAGAACUUUGGACAGACCCCAUGCCAGCUCUUGCGUGAACCUCAUCCACCUCGAUUUUCUGCAGAAGAAGCUAUAAAGAAGACAUUCAAAACUCAGCAAGCUGUUCUCAAUCUUUUCAAUAAUCUUAGUGAAUUGAAGGCUUUCUUUGUUGAGGCAUCUGCAACAGAUAGUGAGCCACUGGUGUAUGUGAACGUGCCAAGAAGUCAAGCUAGAUCCUUCAUCCAUCAUGGCAUGCCUGAUAACAUUAUAACAGUCAGUGAGCGUGGAAUUAUGGGAGUGCAUGGCUGGCUACCGUAUGACAAAUAUGUUGCAUAUUUCUUUACAUUUGAUCGAGAUCCUUCACUUCUAAAUGCCAGGACAAGAAAGAUGGUUGGUGGUCCAUUUUCUCCUGGAUUUAAGAUUUCUUCAUCGCUGUUUGUCACUAGUCAUGAUUCCAAGCUCCUGUUCACUGGUGGGCAUUGGGACAGUAGCCUACGGGCAGUCAGUGUGUCUAAAGGCAAAUUGGUGACACAUGUCAUACGGCAUAUAGAUAUUGUCACCUGCCUAGCUUUGGAUCACUGUGGUACACACCUGAUUACAGGAUCACGUGACACAACCUGCAUGAUUUGGGAGGUCACAUAUCAGGGAAACAUGGCAAGUGGACUCAACAGCAAGCCAUUGCAAGUUCUGUAUGGUCAUGACGACGAGAUUACUCACGUAGCUAUUAGCACUGAGCUGGACAUGGCAGUAUCAGCAGCCAAGGAUGGUAUUGUGAUUAUCCACACGGUGCGCAAAGGUCAUUACAUUCGCACGCUGCAGCCUCAGUGUAAGGAAGGACUCGGCCUGUACAUCCCAAGGCUUGCCAUCUCGGACGAGGGUCACAUCGUACUCCAUUGCCAGCAGAUAAAAGGAAACAAACCAGUUACGGAAUUAUCUAGCUUGCAUGUGUAUUCAAUAAAUGGAAGGCAUCUCUGGAGUCAAGAAGCUGUUGGCAACAUCACAGACAUGAAGAUUCACAGCAAAUACCUCCUGACUGGUGAUCAGAAAGGAGUCUUCAAAAUUUGGGAUGUAUAUCGCUUGAAGGUGCUUGCAUCCAUUCCUUUGAACGUACCAAUCCAGUGUCUCUCACUGGCUCCAAAGAACAGCCACAUUUUUGUUGGCCUACGUGAUGGCAAGCUCAUCAUUCUUGGUGUCUCCAAUCCCAAUGAGCCAAAGAAACCUACUAAGUCUUGACCAAGUUUUACAGAUCUACUUUUACUUAAAAUGGUGUAUUAAUAAAUAGAUCAUUCAUUAAAUGCCAAAGAACCCUGCUAGCGGUGGCGGAUCCUGGGAUUGCAAAAAAAAGGUGCUAGUCUCCCUGGCAGGAGCCAAAAUAUUACUAAAAAUUAAAGUCAUUUAUAUAAGAGAUUAAAAUGGCUAGAGGUCUAAAGCUUUAACCCCUGGAACAAAAUAGUUCCCCACAGGCUUCCUCUCUUGACUGGUUCUCUUCCCACCCCCCUCCCCACACUCUUUUUCUUUACUUUCUUGAUUGCCAUUUGCACCACCCUGAGAAAAAAAUGUUGGGUCCGCCACUAACCAGAUACAGACAUGGUGUCCACAAUGAAUAGUAGGAUGCUAUAUUUAGACAUAAUACGCACAAUGUCAGCUACACUGGACAAAAUCUUCGUGAAGUUAGUGGUCAAUGAACCAAAGGAUGAAAUUAAAAAUUUAAUUAGCUGGAUACAUGUUUAUACAUAUUAGCAACAUUUUACACAGAUAUAAUAUUAGUAAUAUUUUAUUGAAUCAUGACUGAUUGAUGACCAGGACAAACAACAUUAAACAUUUCACAAUAUAUAGUUUUAAUUCUGUACCUUGAAUAUAAAUGCUGGUAUUGACAGGAAACGAAUAUAUAUUUUUUCAUUGAUCAAAUGUAGAUUUUUGUAACGCAACAGAGGCUUUAUUAACAAAUUAUGAGCAAUUUAUUUUUUGUGUAUUUUGAUGAAUGUGUUUCUACUUAAAAAGUAAAAAGUAAAAGUUUGAAUUGACAAUCUUUUUUUUUCAAAAAAAAAAACCCUUUUUGUUUACCACAAAUUUUUGGGUGACAAUUCAUAAAGAUUUCUUGUGUAUAUAUAUUGUUUAUAUUCUUUCACUGUCUAUUAUAUUAGUUUCUAACACCUGGUUUCCUUAAAAUUGCUACACUUUCGCUGCAGUGUUUUGAGUGCAGUUGUACUGAGUAGCAGUCCCUGAUGCAAUCGAAAAGGCUCGCAAUUUGACCGAUAAAUAGCGAUUGUAUGGAAACAAGCUUAACUAAACAGUGACAUACAUGGCAACUUAAUUAACAUAGGCUACCGUACAAACAGAUGAUUUACUGAUGUUUUCAUCACAAAAUGCGACAUAUUGUUGAUGACAUCAUAUGAGGAAAUGAUCAAAGUAUGUCAAUUUUUUUUUUUUUUCGUUUUCGUCACAAGUUUUUGAAAUACUUUGAUACUAAUAUUUUAUGAUAGUAUGCUUUUAAAUCAAUUUUUUAACUAUGAAAGUAGGGGGUACAGUGCUGGAAGAAGUAACUUCUGGGAGAGUCUGUAAAAUGGGCUUUCUUAAACCUUCCAAUAUUAUUUUACUGCACAUGACACGAUACCCAUUGGCACUGAGGGAGAUUCUUGCUUGCUUGCAGUAGUGCGGGUGCCAUCCUAAUUUUUUUUUUUUUUUUUUGGUUUUGGGACCAGUGGUGGCUUCUUCAGAAAUUUGAGGACAAGUGGUCCGACAUGUCCGACAGAAGGAUCCAAACCAAGGGGCGACUAGAGCUUCUGGAUCCCAGUCCUUUUAUUUUAGACCUUUGAGGCUCAUUUUUCUCAAAGCCACAUUUUCUUAUACUUAUACCCUCAAUUUUUGGUUCUAUGGUGAGACUUCUUACAUAUGAGAAGACUCCACACAUAACUGAAUGAUCGUCAGUUUGGAUUGACAUUUAUACUUCGUGCAAAUAAUUUUACCUUAAGAAACAUAAGGUCAAAUUAAGACUGCUCUUUUGUGUUGCAGCUAAAACCUAAACUACAAAUGUUUCUUUAGCAUGCAGGCAUGUAGUAAAUUGGUGUUUUGGAAACGAUUUUUUUUAUCUCUAUUACCAUCACCAAAAAAAAAAAAUUUGUUAAUAGAAACAUUUUUACUAUUUUUUUGCAGUAGAAACAGGCCCUUUGAUAAUGAUGAUUUUUGCAUAAAAAAUCAUUGUAAAAAUUCAAAUAAUUGAUAAUAAUAUCAAACAUAUAAAUGAUAAAAUAUUAAUUUCAUGAAAUACUAUUAUUAAUCUAUUAACAACAUGAGAACGUGUCUGUUAUGUAUGUCAUUGUGUAGCCAUGGUGCUGUUAUAUACAGUAGCUUAUUAUCACAGUUGUACUACAUAAUUUUAUAGUGUUAUAUGUAAGAACAUCACAAAUAUACAAUGAAUUUGAUUUAUUUGAGCAAUAAAUUUUUGCAUGAUAACCAAUAUAUUUUCAAUAUAUGUUUAUAUACUUUAUUUUUAUUAAUCCCAUUCUGUCUUUGAGUUUUUAUGUUCAAUGCAAUUGAAAUUUACUACGUAGAAAAAAAAGAGAAAGCAACGAUUUUGAUUUUGUGGCAAUGAAAUUUGUAAUUCAACAAACACAUGUUAUAUUGUGAUGAGGAAAAAAAUCUAUUGAAAAGACAGAAAUAUAAAGAGUAUGCACUUUCAUUAAAAGAUCGAUUGAUUAACUAAAGGUAAUUUUAACUGCCAUAUUCCAUUAAAUUUUUAUUAAUCUUUUAAUCUUUAUUAAUUUAUUGAGGAAGAUUAUUAUAUUAGAUUAAGUUAUUUCCAAGUAAUCUAUUCAUUUAAAUUUCAUUAAGAAAUAUAAAGAGUAUUAAGAAAUACUCACAUAUUAAGAAAUUAUAUAUACGUGGACUGGAUUAGUUUUUCAAAUAUUGUUUAAUGUAAUGUGUUUAUGUUGCUUAAGUUCAUUUAUUGUGUUUCUGUUUUGAAUUUAUAAUUGCAAUUUUAGACAAAAAAUAUAAAGGACAGAUUGAAUAAUUAGUCUCACCAAUGUGCAAUGAUAAAUGCCUAUAUUUGUUACUAAUGAGGAGAAUAUUAUGUGAAUAAAUAUCUAAUUCUAGAAAACUGA